AGGAUUUUUGUCUGGUGAAAAGAGAAUCCAAUCCAACCAAAGCAACACAACACAACGCUUCCUCCUCCUCUCCCCUCGAAUCGAUCCCCUCCAAACCCGCCGCCUUCGCCGUGGACCUCCUAUCCCCAUCCCCACCGGCGUUCUUGUCUCCUCUAGCCUCACCGUCGACCUCCCGCCCCGCCCUGCAUCCCGUCGCCGGUGCCCCCACCCUCUCCCCUCUCCGUCUCUUCCUAGGAGGGAGCGAGGCCUCAGAUCCACAGGCCGUGGCAACCACCGCCACCGCGUCCUACUCCUUCCACCCCACCUAGCCGCCCUCCGCCUCCACAGCUCUCCGUCCCUCCGUCCCUCCUCGCGCCCGCAGCCAUGUCGGAGAUGCUGCUGCUGCACGGGCUGACGGGGAAGAACAAGCAGGCGUGGAAGGAGGGCAAGUUCCGCGGCACGGCGGUGCUGGUCAAGAGCGGCAUGCUCGACCUCGGCGACUUCAACUCAUCCGUCCUCGACGGCGUCCACAAGAUCCUCGACGGCCAAGGACGAUGGCGUCUCCUUCCAUCUCGUCAGCGCCACCACACCCAACCCUCGGAGAUGAAAUCAACGAUGGCAGGGGAGUCAGUUUUUCCGGGUCACGUUUGAGUGGUCGAACGACUCACAGGGCAUCACCAGCGCCAUUCCGAGUUCUUCCUCAAGACGCCCACCCUCGACGGCGUUCUCGCAACAAGAGUUCUCGCGUGUGUUUCAGUUUGCCUCUGGCAUUCUCGCGACAAUCUGUACUAGCUGCCAUCUGUAUUGAUUUCAGUU
This is a messenger RNA of Triticum urartu, 795 nucleotides long. Lineage: Eukaryota; Viridiplantae; Streptophyta; Magnoliopsida; Poales; Poaceae. The record is from RefSeq and is a predicted model, not a curated record.